AUGACUCAAAAUCAACAGAACCACCAGAAUGGUGGAGAGAAUGAUGAGUUUCGUGGUUUGGGAAGAUUUCAACGAAACAACACAUCGAUCUUCAAGGGCACGCAUGAUCCUGAUGGUGUACAGACGUGGCUCAAAGGGAUUGAUAAGAUCUUUCGGGUGAUGGCUUGUAUUGAGGUUCAAAAGGUACAGUUUGGUACUCAUAUGUUGGAAGAGGAAGCUGAAGACGGGUGGGAUAAUGCACGCCAUAGAAUGGAAAUUAUGGAUACAAAGAUCACUUGGAUUGUGUUCAGAGUUGUAUUUAUGGAGAAGUACUUUUCUGAGGACGUGCGUGGUAAGAAGGAGAUUGAAUUCCUUGAGCUGAAACAAGGGAAUUCAUCUAUUGCUGUGUAUGCUGAGAUUAAGCAGGGUAUUGGAUAUCAAGAGGUUCGCCAGUUUCCUGUGUUAGUGAACAAGUGCAUAAUCUUUUAUGAAGAUAGUAGAGCCAAAUAUUCUUAUUAUAAGAAUCUUAGUGAUAAGAAAGGGAGAAACCAGGAUCGUGAAAAACCGUACAAUGUUUGGAUGAGUUAA
This is a messenger RNA of Lathyrus oleraceus (garden pea), 567 nucleotides long. RefSeq lists its product as uncharacterized. Bases 1 to 567 code for a protein of 188 amino acids. The transcript has 2 exons. Lineage: Eukaryota; Viridiplantae; Streptophyta; Magnoliopsida; Fabales; Fabaceae. The record is from RefSeq and is a predicted model, not a curated record.